UGGGGGAAUGUCAGACCAAGAGGCUAAGGUAUGCUUUGUGUCAUGGUCCUGCCAAGAGUUCUGUGUAAUAUACUUAGAAGCUGUAAUUUUUCCUUAUUAAGAGUAGGUCUCAAAGGCUUUGUUACUAACUUUUAAGAGAUAAAAUGGUAAGAUAAAAUGCUUUGUGAAUACGGGCCCUGGUGUCUUUUUAAACUCACUUUUUCUUACAGACAAGAAGGGCUGAAGUUAAAAUGACAGCAACAUUGGUUCAGCACAAUGUGUCACUUGCGUUGACUGACCACCUGGGGCCUCUUCUGAGGGAGUGUUUCAAGGAUUCCAAAACAGCUCAGGAGUACAAGUGUGCCAGAACCAAGACUUCAUGUAUAGUUAAUGAAGCGCUAGCACCACAUUUCAUGAAUGAGUUGGUGGUAUAUAUGAGGGAAGGGCCAUACACCCUCAUCACAGAUGGAUCCAAUGACACAGGAGUAGAGAAGAUGAACCCCCUGACUGUCCGGUUGUUUAUAAAAGAUAAGGUUGUCCACCGCUUCCUGGGGAUGUGUACUACUAGCGGGACAAGGUGUGGUACAGCAGACAUCAUCUUCAGCAAGAUAAAUGCCACCUUAGCAGAAAAGGCUAUCCCAUGGCAAAACUGUGUUGGCCUCUCUGUGGACAAUGCUGCUGUGAACAUAGGUUCAAAGAAUUCCAUCGCCUCCAGAAUCCUGAAUGAACACUGCAGUAUUUAUGUUCAUGGUUGCCCAUGUCACAUAGUCCACAACACCGCUAAAAGAGCUGGGAUGGGAUUUUUGGACGUGUCCAAAUUUGAUCUGGAAGACUUUGUAGUUGAUGUUGGCUACUGGUUCAAGGGUAGCACAAACCGGAAGGGGUACUUGACAGAAUUUUGUGAGCUUCAUGAAGCAGAGUAUAUGGAGAUCCUGCUGCAUGUCUCCGUUCGUUGGUUAAGCCUUGAAUGCUGUGCAUCCCGGAUUCUGAGGCUAUAUGAACCUCUGGCCAGCUACUUCAAAUCUGCUAAUGAUAAUCAGGCGAGGUUCAGAAGACUUCAGAAGGCAUUCUCUGACCCCAUGACGGAGGUGUCCCUUCUGUUCUUUCAGGCCACCAUACCUGUAUUCACCUCAUUCAACCUCCUGCUCCAGAGAGAACAGUCCUCAAUAUUUUUGCUACAUGAUGAGAUGAUGAACUUCAUUCGCAAGCUGUGUGCCAAGUUCAUGAUGCCUACAGCACUGCAGGAAGACAAACAGCUCUUGCUUUUUAAAGAAAAGGCAAACCAUUUGCCAGGAAGAAAGCUGAAUAUUGGAUUCACCACUAGGGUUAAGCUCAACAAGCUACUGGAUGAUGGAGACAUCACGCCAGAGCAAAUGGAGCAAUUCCAUGAAGCUGCCUUGGCGUUUCUGACCUAUGCUGUGGAAUAUGCAUUCAAAAAGCUGCCCCUACAAGAGCCACUCCUCAAGCACGCCAAGUUCGUUGAUUUUCGGCAGAGGUUGGAAUGCAGUGUAGAAGAUGCCCUUUACUUUGUGGAGAGGUUUCCCAACCUGCUCCCCUACCAUGGGCCUCAGGAGUAUAACUUCCUCAGUGAUGAGUUCCUGGAAUACCAGACUAUGCCAAUACCACCCCUGCAGGUCCAAGGGGAAAUUGAGAUGGAGAGCUUCUGGGCUGAAAUGGCUACCAGAAAACAUAAGGUGACAGGUGUAAGCCUGUUCCCCAGGCUUGCUACAAUUGCAAAGAUUGUCCUGGUCCUACCCCAUUCAAAUGCUGAUGCGGAGAGAGUUUUUUCUGUGGUGGGACUCAACAAGACCAAGACCAGGAACAGCCUUGCCCUUGAUGGCACCCUGUCAUCAAUAAUGACAAUAAAAAUGGCUGGCCUGGAGCCCUGCUUCAAGUGGGAGCCCCCCCCAGCAAUCAUCAAGGCCUCUAAGAAGGCCACAGUUCAGUACAACAAGGCACACGCAUCUUAAACACAAUGUUCACACAGUGGUUACAUUAUAUUUAAGUUGUUAUUGGCUGCAUGUAGUUUGGGAAUGUUUAAAUAUGUUUAGAAUAAAGGUCAUGUAAUUUUAAGUAAACAUGCACAAAAUGAGCCAUGCUGUAUCUUUUGACUUGCUGUUUGUAUUUUUCAGUCAAUUUUCUGCUGGACCUUGUGGUAGGGAAAGGCCUUGAUUAAAGAAUGAUUUUCUCUCACUGCCUAAUCUUAAGAGGUUUGGUCUUUGGCCACCAGUCCCCCCUGGUGUCCAAAAAUGGUUAUUUCUAUUUAUGUAGUUUGGUAAGGAUUAUAAUUUAUGUAAAUCAGUGGUUCUCCUUUAGAAUUUCAGUGGUCCUAGUAGAUCCCUUUUGUAGGCCAAUGCCAAUUUAACUUUGGGACCCUGGUCCCCACACUGAGAAUCGUGUGUGUGUGCGCGUGUGAGUGUGUGUGUGUGUGUGUGUGUGUGUGCGUGUGUGUGUGUGUGUGUGUGUGUGUGUGUGUGUGUGUGGGUGCACGCACGCGCAUAUAUAAAAAGCUUUACGCUGCAAUUUUGGUUGGCACCACCAAAUCUCACUCCAAGGUUUUUUGAAAAG
Messenger RNA from Paramisgurnus dabryanus, 2547 nucleotides. RefSeq lists its product as uncharacterized. The record is from RefSeq and is a predicted model, not a curated record. Gene Ontology annotation, molecular function: protein dimerization activity. Lineage: Eukaryota; Metazoa; Chordata; Actinopteri; Cypriniformes; Cobitidae.